Molecule: messenger RNA, 255 nt
Organism: Saprolegnia parasitica CBS 223.65
Lineage: Eukaryota; Oomycota; Saprolegniomycetes; Saprolegniales; Saprolegniaceae
Exons: 2
Source: RefSeq, a predicted model, not a curated record
CUCGACCGCCUCGACCGCGACGAAGGCGAUGCCAGUGCGCCGCCACGCCGGGUGACGGCCCGGCCCACCAAGGCGCAGCUCGAACAGCGCGCGGGCGGCCUCGAAUUCGAGUUUGAAGCCGUGCUCGGGUACCUCGACGCGUCGAUCCGCGGCGACGACGACGUGCGUAUCGUGCGCAAGCAGAUCGUCGGCGCCAUCAACGACACGCACCUCAAGCGCAUUGAUGCGUUGCGCCAAGAGCUCGCCGCCAACUAG